Molecule: messenger RNA, 2151 nt
Organism: Chinchilla lanigera (long-tailed chinchilla)
Lineage: Eukaryota; Metazoa; Chordata; Mammalia; Rodentia; Chinchillidae
Gene: Nagpa
Product: N-acetylglucosamine-1-phosphodiester alpha-N-acetylglucosaminidase
Exons: 10
Coding region: 39-1589 (516 amino acids)
Source: RefSeq, a predicted model, not a curated record
CAUGAGAAGGGCCCACGUGACCGGAGGUCCAAGUCAACAUGGCGGCCCCCACCCGGCGUGGACUUCUCUUCCUGCUUGCGCUGCUGGACUUCCUUUGGGAAGCGUCCGGCAGCAUCGGGGAGGGGGCCUCCCGCGACGACGAUCUGCUGCUGCCCUACCCCCGCGAGCGCCUGCGCCCGGCCCGGGACUGCAAGCCGGUGAUUGCGGGGAGCCUCGAGCACGAGAGCUGGCCCCCGCCUUCCGCAGCCCCCGGAGCCGGCCCCCCGUCGGUGCGCACCUUCGUGUCACAUUUCGGGGGGCGCGCCGUGUCCGGCCACCUGACCCGGGCCGCCGCGCCCUUGCGCACCUUCUCGGUGCUGGAGCCCGGCGGUCCCGGAGGCUGCUCGCAGAAGCGCCGGGCCACCGUGGAGGAGACGGUGCGGGCGGCCACCUGCCACGUAGCCCAGAACGGCGGCUUCUUCCGCAUGAACACGGGCGAGUGCCUGGGGAACGUGGUGAGCGACGGGCGGCGGGUGAGCAGCUCCGGGGGGCUGCAGAACGCGCAGUUCGGGAUCCGCCGCGACGGGACCCUGGUUACCGGGUACCUGUCUGAGGAGGAGGUGCUGGACACUGAGAACCCAUUUGUGCAGCUGCUCAGCGGGGUUGUCUGGCUGAUUCGCAAUGGGAGCGUCUACAUCAACGAGAGCCAGGCCGCCGAGUGCGAUGAGACACAGGAGACAGGUUCCUUCAGCAAGUUUGUGAACGUGAUGUCAGCCAGGACAGCUGUGGGCCAUGACCGUGAUGGGCAGCUGGUGCUCUUCCAUGCAGAUGGACAGACGGAGCAGCGAGGCAUCAACCUGUGGGAGAUGGCGGAGUUCCUGCUGAGACAGGGUGUGGUCAACGCCAUCAACCUGGACGGGGGCGGCUCUGCCACGUUUGUGCUCAAUGGGACCCUGGCUAGUUACCCGUCAGAUCACUGCCAGGACAACAUGUGGCGCUGUCCCCGCCACGUGUCCACCGUGGUGUGUGUACAUGAGCCUCGCUGCCAGCCACCUGACUGCAGUGGCCAUGGGACAUGCGUGGAGGGCCACUGCGAGUGUGAGGGGCGCUUCUGGCGGGGCGCCGCUUGCAACGAGCUGGACUGCGGCCCAGCCAACUGCAGUGGCCACGGGCUGUGCACAGAAGCUGGCUGCCGCUGCGACGCUGGAUGGACGGGGUCCAACUGCAGCGAAGAGUGUCCCCUUGGCUGGUAUGGGCCAGGCUGCCAGAAGCCUUGCCAGUGUGAGCACCAGUGUCCUUGUGACCCCCAGAUGGGAAACUGUAGCAUCUCUCAAGUGAAGCAGUGUCUGCAGCCAUUGGAGGUCACCCCGAGGGCAGGAGAGCUCUCCUUUUUCUCCAGGACCAGCUGGCUGGCCCUCACCCUGACCCUGGUGUUCCUGCUCGUGCUCAGCACUGUGGCCAAUGUAUCCUUCCUGCUGAGCACCAGGGCAGAGAGGAACCGGCACCUGGAUGGAGACUACGUGUACCACCCACUGCAGGAAAUGAAUGGGGAGCUCCUGGCCACCGAAAAGGAGCAGCCUGGGGACACCCACAACCCCUUCAGGGACUGACUCCAGAGCCACCCAGGUAGCCUGUCCAAAGGCUCAUAUCUGCACGAUCCAGCUUCGGCAGGGGCGCGUCCAGAGCCACUGAUGGGGGCCCUGCAGGUGGCUUCUGCCCCCAGCACUGCAGCCAAGCUCCUGAUGGUAGCUGUGCCCCAGCCUUCACCUGUCUGCUGUGGCGCGUGCCACCCCAGCAAUACAAUGUCCCAGAGAGACCACACCUGCUUCCCCACCUGCCUGUAUCUGCUGCUCAGAGACCUGUCCCCUAGGGGGCCUGUGCCGCUGCCAGAGAGGCCCCAGUCUCACUGAUGGAGUUGUGGUGGGCCAAUCCCAGCCACUGCACCGCACAGGGGUGAGUUACAGGUCUGAGUCUCCCUUUCUGGCUGCGUCAUGCUGACCUCAUCACAGAUUUGCUGGCUAGAAUUGUCUUGCCGGCAUAGGAAGCUCCUCAGGAGAAGGACCAGCAGGAGGGAUGGUGUCGCCCAGCUUAUAGACCUGCUGUUUCGUCUUCCUACUGCCAGAGGAUUUUUCUAUCACUUGAAUAAAUUGGUACUAAACUGUCACCAGGAAA